Oryzias melastigma (Indian medaka) is the source of this 3728-nucleotide messenger RNA. Its product is annotated as E3 ubiquitin-protein ligase RNF19A. Gene Ontology annotation, biological process: ubiquitin-dependent protein catabolic process; protein polyubiquitination; positive regulation of proteasomal ubiquitin-dependent protein catabolic process. Gene Ontology annotation, molecular function: ubiquitin protein ligase activity; zinc ion binding; ubiquitin conjugating enzyme binding. The coding region runs from base 690 to 2606 and encodes 638 amino acids. NCBI's taxonomy places the organism in Eukaryota, Metazoa, Chordata, Actinopteri, Beloniformes, Adrianichthyidae. Gene Ontology annotation, cellular component: ubiquitin ligase complex; cytoplasm. The transcript has 10 exons. The record is from RefSeq and is a predicted model, not a curated record.
GGCAUUUAUGAAUAGGGGAUCCUGGGAUUCUGCGUCAUUUCAUUGGUUGUUGUCACUGCAGUGAGCCUCCCCUUUGGCCGCCGCACGCCAUCAGGCCGUGGUUGAAUCCUCUCCUGCAGCGCGCAUCUCCUCUACGCGUCGGUGUGGGCCAUCCACGCCAGCCUCUUUGGCGGAUUUCUCUCUGGUUUGUGUUUAUUUUUCCAAGCGAACAAGAGGCGACGUUUGGAGGUUUCUGUGGCAGUGUUUGAUCUACGAGGGGAGGAGCCAGCUGUCGCUAAUACUUUGCGAGGAGACGGAGCGGCACAGGGAGGGUAGAAGUCUUCUGUCAGGGCAAAAGGAAGGCUAGGACGAUGCACAGUCCACUAGUUGAAGGCUAAUUUUACACCUACAGUGAAGGUUGAAGACGACAGCGUGGAGGAACAGAAGACUGGAGGGAGAUAAAGGGAACCACAAGAACAGAUCUUGGAAAGGCUCCGACUUAGUGAUGCUCCCCUCAGGCAGGGAUUACCUACUCUCCAUCCUCUCCCUCGCCGUGUCUCCCACUCUCCUCCUUCCUGCAGCAGCCGUUCAGCUCCACAACUCUCGCCGCGCUUAACCGCCCACACACACACAAACACACUGAGGCUUUUUCAUCCCUCUCAUGGUCGCUGGAUCAUCCUCCUCUGCUGCUUCCCCCAUUCUACUCCAUCAUGAAGAGGCCCAAGCAGCAGACGGGGCCCCUGAGCUUUUUGAACUUCUUCAGCCGGAAGCCCAAGUCGGAGGCCAGAUCGGAGAAGCCUGCGGAGGUGUGUCCGAAAGAUGAGGUGGCCAUAACCCUAACACCGAGCGAACACCCGGAGCAGGAUCUCAGUUUGUCAGCUGAGGACGGUGGAGGACCUCAAGCCACAGGAGCAGGAAAAGCAAAAGCAGGAGGAGCGCCUGAGCUCUGCGAGAAAGACGCUGCCCCUGAGGAGUGCGUGGGCAGGGUCAGCAGCGAGUCCACGGGGGUCCUGUCCCUCUCCUCCUGCAGCCAGGACAAGCUUCUAGAUGAACACCUGGAGGAGUGCCCGCUGUGCCUGCUCAGUCAACCGCGCUGCCAUUUCCCACGACUCAGCUCCUGCUCCCACAGGGCGUGCUCGGACUGCCUCCGCCAGUACCUGCGCAUCGAGAUUUCAGAGAGCAGAGUGGGCAUCGCCUGCCCGCAGUGCCCUGAAACUUUGGCACCACUAGACGUUCGAGCCAUUUUGGACGACAGUGCAUUGCUGGAAAGGUUUGAGGAGUACCAGCUGAGACGCUUCCUCGCCGCCGAUCCAGAUACUCGCUGGUGUCCUGCACCUGACUGCAGCUAUGCGGUGAUAGCCUACGGCUGUGCCGAGUGUCCCAAGCUGAGCUGUGGCCGUGAGGGGUGCGACACAGAGUUCUGUUACCACUGUCGGCAGCUGUGGCACCCCAACCAGACGUGCGACCAGGCCCGGCGUCAGCGAGCCCGGCAUACCUCAGGCAGCAAUGACCCCUCCGCUUUGUAUGUCUUCAAUGAAGAACCUGGAGGAGACGCAGAGGAGAUCAAAGCAUGUCCUCGCUGUGGUGCCUACAUCAUGAAGACCAAUGACGGCAGCUGUAACCGCAUGAACUGCACUGUCUGUGCCUGCCAGUUCUGCUGGCUGUGUAUGCAGGAGAUCACCGACGUGCACUACCUCAGCCCCUCGGGAUGUACGUUUUGGGGGAAGAAGCCAUGGUCUCAAACGCGUAAGAUACUGUGGCAGGUGGGGAUGUUGCUUGGAGCACCCGUGGUCAUCUCCCUCAUGGCGGGCAUAGCCAUUCCGGUCAUCAUUGUGGGAAUACCAAUCUACAUGGGCCGCAAGGUCCACGGCCGCUGUAAGAAAAACAAUAUCUCAGGAAGUAAGCACUACUUGACUGUGGCGAGCGGGGUGAUGAUGUCAGUGUUUGUGUCGCCAGUCAUAGCAGCUGUCACUGUGGGUGUAGGUGUGCCUCUAAUGCUGACGUAUGUCUACGGAGUCGUUCCUAUGUCACUUUGUAGAAAUGGCUGGUGUCGGCCGCAGAGUGAACCCCCGGAAAAUCACAAAAUCCAGCUGGAAGACUUAGCCAGCUACCUUCUAUUCUCUCAUGUAGUCAGUGAUCACUGGACGGGUCAGAGCAAUGCGACGGUCAGUGACACGACCAUCGAGGAAGUUAGAGUCAGUGUGCAUGAGUUGGACGUCGUCCCAAGUACGAGCACGACGCCUCCGGAGCCAAACCGGUUUGCGGGAGUGGAGGAACCUGCAAAAAGGCAUGGAUACACCCAGCAGGACAGCCAGUCUGACUGCGAAGUGGCGUCUGACAGCAGGGCAGAAGACACACAAGAGCACAGUCUGAGGGAUAGAAGUAAUAUAGAAGUUCGCGUGGAAAUUGAAACCCAUCCCAGAGGUGCUCGGCAGUUCAGCCUGAGUAGCAUCCUGUCCAGUCGGAGCUUAUCCGUGGAGUCACUGGGAAAGUCCCAGGACCACCCCCAUGCCUCAGAGCAGGGAGAAAGACGAGGAGAAGGGAUGGAGCGGGAGGAAAGGGAGAAACGAGGAGCGGAGGGAGACGAGGGAACUGCUUUCCCAGUCUUUGAAGUGGUCGACGUAUGAAACCCUUCAGAGUUUGUUUUCAUAUUUUUGCUGAAUGUUUAGACGGACAGACUUAAAGACUCGUCAGCCAAGGCGGCCUGCUGCUUCCAGAAUGGACCUUCUCACCAGAUGCCUUCUCGCUCCAUCCCCUAAGGAAGAUGCAGGUUCAGAGGGAGCAAAUGACGAUGGAUGUGUGUUUUUGUGUGUUUGUAUGUGCACUGAGGUCUAAACUCCGGAGGGCUAAAAAAGCUAACAUGAGAGCAUGACUGCUGGCUAACUCAGACUGUUUUUAUCCCUCUUUAUAUCUCUCUCAAUGAACCCUACCUCCUUCCUUCCCCUUCACAAAAACAAACUUUAUCAAGCAUGAUUUCUUUACAUCAGAGAAUCACAAGCCAUCCUGCAACAGAGGAAGACCUUUCUGUUCUUAAGUUUCAAUUACUGCAGUGAAUUGUGGGAGAGUUGACAGAAGAAGCAUGCUGCACAGAUGAGAAAAUCUAUACCAAGUUUCCUUUUUCAGUAGCUGCUGAUAUUUAUCACAACCAGACAUGCAAUUUCCUUGAUUAGAUGGGUUACAAAUACCAGGAAAAAUAACGUAACCGCUGAUCUGCAGUCUUCCACGGAGGCCACUGGGUGUGAUGUUGCAGUUUUCCGCCUUUUAGAAGAUCUUUGUUUUUUAAAGGCAAGAGGAAGACUUCCUUUAAAAAAAACCAACACUUUGCAGCAACACAGCAGUCUUAAUGUCUAAACGCUGCAUGAUCCUUUAAAGAGGUGUGUUUGUGUAUUUGGAAAAACACAUCGAGAUCCAUGUAUACACAAAUCCACAUGCACAGCAGUCUCUGGAACUGGAGUGUUGGGUUGCUGGGGGCAUUCAAAUCUAAAGACUCUCUAAAGCUACCACAGAGCACCAAAACGACGGCAGCCGCAUGCUACGGCAGGCUGGCUGUCAUGACGACCUUCAAGGUGUUAGUACGUACAGUUUAUGCACUGCUUAGCUUCCUGAGUGUGAAACAUUUAAGUGUACUUGAGAACCCAUGCUGGAUUGAGGGAAAAAGGAAUAAAAAUUUUAACAAAAAAGUGUGAAUUCUUGUCUUCAGUAGAGAUGGACUGGUAAGAUCUUUUUAUUAAUUAAAGAUGAAGAAUGCA